Rhincodon typus (whale shark) is the source of this 13428-nucleotide messenger RNA. RefSeq names its product ryanodine receptor 3 (gene ryr3). Gene Ontology annotation, molecular function: calcium ion binding; ryanodine-sensitive calcium-release channel activity; protein binding. The record is from RefSeq and is a predicted model, not a curated record. Lineage: Eukaryota; Metazoa; Chordata; Chondrichthyes; Orectolobiformes; Rhincodontidae. The transcript is spliced from 92 exons. The coding region runs from base 1 to 13428 and encodes 4475 amino acids. Gene Ontology annotation, biological process: calcium ion transmembrane transport; intracellular calcium ion homeostasis. Gene Ontology annotation, cellular component: Z disc; sarcolemma; calcium channel complex.
AUGGCAGCAGCUGUAGCUGGCGGCAAAGGAUGGUGGCAGCGGCAGUCAGUGACGAGGGCAGCUGGCAAACACAAGCGGGUCUUAGCCCAGUAUGGGAAAGCAUGCCCACUGCAGGGGAGAGAUGAUGAAGUUGUACUUCAGUCUACUGCCACCAUCCAAAAGGAACAACGUAAAUUUUGCCUUUCAGCUGAAGGAUUUGGUAGUCGUUUGUGCUUUCUUGAGCCCACUUCAGAAGCUAAGUAUGUCCCUCCUGAUCUCUCCAUCUGUGUUUUUGUGCUGGAGCAGUCACUGUCAGUCAGAGCUUUGCAGGAGAUGUUGACCAGUACAACCGAAAAGAGCAAUGAGGGCGCAGCUCAGGGAGGUGGCCACAGAACUCUUCUUUAUGGUCAUGCCAUUCUUCUCCGGCAUUCGUACAGUGGAAUGUAUUUGACUUGCUUGACUACAUCAACAUCUUCAACGGACAAGCUUGCUUUUGACGUUGGGCUGCAAGAAGAUUCAACAGGUGAGGCACGUUGGUGGACUAUACACCCUGCUUCCAAACAAAGAUCUGAAGGAGAGAAGGUACGAAUUGGUGAUGACCUUAUCCUGGUCAGUGUUUCAUCAGAGCGCUAUCUGCACCUUUCUAUUUCCAAUGGCAGUAUACAAGCAGAUGCAUCCUUCGUCCAGACACUAUGGAAUGUACACCCCGUAAGCUCAGGAAGUGGUGUUGCAGAAGGUUUUCUAAUUGGUGGACAUGUUCUGCGUCUUUUUCAUGGUCAUGAUGAGUGUCUGACCAUCCCUUUUACAGACCAGAAAGAUGAGGGGGAAUAUGUAACAGUUAACUAUGAAAGUGGAGAAACGGGGACCUAUGCUAGGUCACUAUGGCGUGUGGAACCUCUUCGGAUAAGUUGGAGUGGCAGUCAUAUUAAGUGGGGCCAGUCUUUCCGCCUACGACACCUCACAUCAGGUCUGUAUCUGGCGUUAGUUGAAGAUCAAGGUCUGGUGCUGCUGGAUCAAACUAAAUCAGACAUCAAAGCAACAUCAUUCUGUUUAAGAACAUCUAAGGAAAAAUUAGAUUCUCACCCGAAGCGAGACACGGAAGGAAUGGGCGUCCCUGAAAUUAAGUAUGGUGAUUCGAUUUGUAUUCUUCAACACGUUGCUAGUGGCCUUUGGCUGACUUAUAGGGCUCCAGAAGCCAAAUCAGCCCGUUUAGGACCUUUGAAACGGAAGGCCAUAUUACAUCAAGAAGGACACAUGGAUGAUGGUAUCAUUUUGCAACGUUGUCAAAGAGAGGAAUCUCGGGCAGCUCGUAUUAUACGCCAAACAACCAACUUAUUUAAUCAGUUUAUCAGGGGUCUUGAUUGUCUUGGUAAAAGUACAGCAGUCAAGUUGCCUCUUCAAGAAGUUAUGGAAGCUUUGGUGGACCUGAUCACUUACUUCCAUCCUCCAGAGAAAGAUUUGAGACAUGAAGAUAAGCAAUACAAGCUACGCUCUCUUAGGAAUAGGCAGAACUUAUUUAAAGAAGAGGCAAUGCUGAGAUUGGUCCUGAAUUGCAUUGACCGGCUAAAUAUCUACCACAGUGCGGCACACUUUGCAGAAUUCGCUGGUGAAGAAGCUGGAGCAGCAUGGAAAGAUAUCUUGAAUUUGCUUUAUGAGCUGCUGGCUGCAUUAAUACGUGGAAACCGUAGCAAUUGUGCCAAGUUUUCGAAAAACUUGGACUGGUUGGUCAGUAAAUUAGACAGACUGGAAUCUUCUUCAGGUAUCCUGGAGGUAUUACGUUGUAUCUUGAUUGAAAGUCCUGAGGCGCUCAAUGUGAUCAAAGAAGGGCAUACCAAAUCUAUCAUUUCAUUACUGGAUAAACAUGGACGCAACCACAAGGUGUUGAACCUGCUGUCGUCCCUUUGUGUAUGCAAUGGUGUUGCUAUACGAGCUAAUCAAAACCUGAUCUGUGACAAUCUACUACCUCGUCGUGAUUUACUUCUGCAAACCCGUUUAGUUAACAAUGUAACAAGCAUAAGACCGAACAUUUUCUUGGGAACCAGUGAAGGAUCAGCUCAGUACAAGAAAUGGUAUUAUGAGCUGGUCGUUGAUCAGGUCAAUCACUUUUUGACUGCUGAUCCUAUUCACUUGCGUGUUGGAUGGGCAUCUGCAAAGGGCUAUGCUCCCUAUCCAGGAGGUGGGGAAGGAUGGGGAGGCAAUGGAGUGGGAGAUGAUCUGUAUUCCUAUGGAUUUGAUGGACUUCAUUUGUGGUCAGGUCGAGUGGCCAGACCUGUAACGUCAGCUAAUCAGCAUAUACUGAAUUCUGAUGAUGUAGUUAGUUGUUGCCUGGAUUUGGGUGUUCCUAGUAUAUCUUUCCGCAUUAAUGGACAACCAGUGCAAGGGAUGUUUGAGAGCUUCAACACUGAUGGCCUGUUCUUCCCAGUGGUCAGUUUUUCUGCAGGUGCCAAAGUACGAUUUUUGAUUGGUGGUCACCAUGGAGAUUUUAGGUUCUUGCCUCCCCCAGGAUAUGCACCUUGCUAUGAAGCAUUACUGCCAAAGGAGAAGUUGAGAUUGGAGCCAAUCAAAGAAUACAAGAGAGAUUACAAUGGUGUUCGAGAUCUCCUCGGGACAACAAACUAUCUUUCCCAGGCCUCCUUCAUCCCCAAGCCUGUAGAUACCAGCCAGAUUGUUUUACCUUCACAUCUUGAGAAAGUACAGAGUAAACUGGCUGAAAACAUUCAUGAACUUUGGGCAAUGAACAAAAUCGAGCUUGGCUGGACAUAUGGGAAGGUACGAGAUGACAACAAGAGACAGCACCCUUGUCUGGUGAAUUUUGAUAAACUACCAGAACAAGAGAGAAAUUACAAUUUACAAAUGUCCCUUGAAACUUUAAAGACCUUACUGGCUUUUGGCUGUCAUGUGGUUCACAUUAAGCCAAAAGCUGAAGAAGAUUUACAAAGAUUGAAACUUCCCAAAAAUUACAUGAUGUCAAACGGCUAUAAGCCCGCUCCGCUGGACCUUUCGGAUAUCAAGCUACUCACUGCUCAAGAUGUUCUGGUUGACAAGUUGGCAGAAAAUGCACACAACGUCUGGGCAAAAGACAGAAUCAAACAAGGAUGGACCUAUGGCAUCCAACAGGAUAUCAAGAAUAAAAGGAACCCUCGAUUGGUGCCAUAUAGCCUCCUUGAUGAACGAACCAAAAAGUCAAACAGAGACAGUUUACGUGAAGCAAUUCGCACUUUAGUUGGCUAUGGUUACAAUAUUGAACCAUCUGACCAGGAAAUCGCUGGUGAAACUGUGGAAAAAGUUAGCAUCGACAAGAUUCGUUUCUUCCGAGUGGAGGAGACCUAUGCAGUCAAGACUGGAAAGUGGUACUUUGAGUUUGAGGCAGUGACAGCAGGAGAAAUGCGUGUUGGCUGGGCAAGGCCAUCAUGUAGACCUGACCUAGAACUCGGAGCUGACAGUAAUGCCUUUGUAUUUAAUGGUUAUAAGGCUCAGUGUUGGCACCAAGGUGCAGCUUACUUUGGCCGCACCUGGCAGCCUGGUGAUGUAGUUGGCUGCAUGAUUGAUCUGCAUGAUAAAUCAAUGAUAUUUACUCUGAAUGGAGAACUGCUCAUUACUAAUAGUGGCUCAGAACUCGUAUUUACAGAUUUCCAUAUUGAAGAUGGUUUCAUCCCAAUCUGUUGUCUGGGCCUGUCUCAGAUAGGUCGCAUGAAUUUUGGAAAGGAUGCCACCACUUUCAAGUACUAUACAAUGUGUGGUUUACAAGAAGGUUAUGAACCUUUUGCAGUAAACAUGAAUCGUGAUGUAGCCAUGUGGUUCAGUAAGCGAUUACCUCAGUUUGUCCCUGUGCCAAGAGAUCACAACCACAUUGAGGUAACAAGGAUUGAUGGGACUGUUGACAGUCCACCCUGUUUAAAAGUCACUCACAAAACCUUUGGCACUCAAAACUGCAUUACUGAGAUGACAUACUACCGUUUGAGCAUGCCUGUUGAGUUCCACGCAGCAUAUAAACACGAAGGCAUUCCACAAAUAGCUUAUGAUGAUGGACUUCAAAAUGCGGAAACAGUAUCAGGAAAGCCUAAACUAAGGGGUGCAAAGCUCAGUUGUGAUUUUCAUGGAGGUAGAGAUGGCCGAGAGAUUGUUAGAAAAUCAACAAUGUAUUGUUAUGCAGUGAGAAUAUUUGCAGGACAAGAUCCAUCUCUUGUGUGGAUUGGUUGGGUAACUCCUGAUUACCAUUACUACGGAAAAUCAUUCGAUGUGAAUAAAAAUCGGACAGUCACUGUUACCCUGGGCGAUGAAAAAGGCAGAGUCCAUGAAAGUGUCAAGCGAUGUAAUUGUUUCAUGAUUUGGGGAGGAGAUAUUGUCGACAGUUCAAAGGGAACAAACAGCAGUGGUACUGACCUUGAAAUUGGAUGUUUCAUUGAUCUAGCAACAGGCCAGUUAACAUUCACAGCAAAUGGAAAGGACCUUAGUACUCACUACCAGAUUGAACCAAGUACAAAGUUAUUCCCAGCUGUUUUCAUGCAGGCGACAAGUUCAAAUAUGUUUCAAUUUGAACUCGGAAAAUCAAAGAACGCCAUGCCUUUGUCUGCUGCUAUAUUUAAAAGUGAAGAAAAAAAUCCUAUUCCACAAUGUCCUCCUCGACUUGAUGUUCAGAUGAUUACUCCUGUUCAGUGGAGUAGAAUGCCUAAUGACUUCCUCAAGGUCGAAACAGCGCGAAUUAGUGAUCACCAUGGCUGGGUAGUGCAGAGCCUUGAACCAUUGCAGAUGAUGGCAUUGCAUAUUCCAGAAGAGAAUAGGUGUAUAGAUAUUCUAGAACUAGCUGAAAAUCAAGAGCUCAUGAAGUUCCAUUACCACACUGUCAAACUGUACUGUGCCCUCUGUGCUGUGGGUAAUAAUCGUGUUGCUCAUGCACUUUGCAGUCACAUUGAUCAAUCUCAACUUCUGUUUACAAUUGAGAACAAAUAUCUGCCAGGACUUCUACGUGGUGGAUUCUAUGACCUCCUCUUGAGUAUGCACCUAGAAUCAGCAAAAGAAGCCAGAUUAAUUAUGAACAAUGAAUUCAUAAUUCCAGUAACUGAUGAAACAAGGAGCAUAACAUUGUUUCCAGAUAAAAGUCGGACCUAUGGAUAUCCUGGAGUUGGGCUCAGUACCUGCUUAAGACCCCGAUUAAAUUUCUCAAUGCCAUGUUUCGUCACCACCAGUGAGAAUAAGCAACAAUAUAGUCCAAAGCUACCAUUUGAAAUUCUGAAGGUGAAAGCAAUUGAAAUGCUCACUGAAGCUGUCACAGGUGGUGGGCCACACAUUAGAGAUCCAGUUGGGGGCAGUGUUAAGUUUCAACUUGUUCCCAUCCUCAAGUUGGUUAAAACCAUGCUGAUCACUGGCAUGUUUGAUGAUAAUGAUGUCCAAAAGAUCCUGGUUCUGAUCGACUCUGACUUGUUUGGUGAACACCAAGAAAAGACAGUGGAAGAGAAUAAAACAGAAAAGGAAAUGGCCACCAGAAAUGAAGAAAAGUCUGUAGAGGCAGGUGAAGAAACGACACCAGCAGCUCAGUCGUGUUUAAAAGGAUUACUGGAAAAGAGCUUACCAGAAUCUGUGAAACUUCAGAUGUGUGAAUUACUGCACUACUUCUGUGAUUGUGAACUUCGACAUCGAGUUGAGGCCAUUGUUUCUUUCGCAGACAAGUUUGUUGCAAGGCUACAGAGGAACCAGAAGUUUCGGUACGAUGAACUAAUGCUAGCCUUCAACAUGUCUGCAGCCUUAACUGCCAAGAAGUCUAAAGAGUUCCGUUCACCUCCUCAGGAACAGAUUAACAUGUUGCUGAACUUUAGGAAUGAUGAUGCUUCCACUUGCCCAGAUGAUAUGCGUGAAGAAUUAUGUGACUUCCAUGAUGACCUUCAAACACAUUGCGGCAUUCCAUACGAAGAAGUGGAGGAAGAAGACAAAGAUGAAUCUCUGAUGGGCAAGUUACUUUACCUAGUGCAUAAAAUCAAAGGAAAGCCAAAGAAAGUCGAAGAAACUCCAAGUGAGGAGGAAGAAAAAGCGCCCACCAAUUUGACGCAACUUAUCUCUCAGACUAUGGUGCAUUGGUCUCAAGAAUCAUACCUUCAAGAUCCAGAGCUGAUUAAAACCAUGUUUAGCCUUUUGCGGCGACAAUAUGAUGCAAUUGGUGAGCUGCUGCAAGCUAUGCGGAAAGCGUAUACCAUCAGUGCAGCCUCUGUCCAGGAAACAGUCAGUCUGCUGGUUUCUCUUGGGCGCAUUCGAUCCCUCCUCAGCGUGAGAAUGGGGAAGGAGGAAGAAAUGCUUAUGAUUCGUGGAUUAGGGGAUAUCAUGAACAACAAAGUAUUCUAUCAACACCCAAAUUUAAUGAGAGUGCUAGGCAUGCAUGAAACAGUCAUGGACGUCAUGGUGAAUGUGCUUGGAGGAAAUAAAUCACAGGAGAUUGCUUUCCCUGAAAUGGUGGCUAGCUGCUGUCGAUUCCUCUGCUACUUCUGUCGUAUUAGCCGCCUGAACCAGAAGGCCAUGUUUGACCAUCUCAGUUACUUGCUGGAAAAUAGCAGCUUUGGACUGGCAUCACCCAGCAUGCGAGGUUCUACUCCUUUGGAUGUGGCAGCUGCCUCCGUCAUGGAUAACAAUGAGCUUGCUCUGGACUUGCAAGAACCUGAUUUGGAUAAGGUUGUGACUUACCUGGCUGGCUGUGGCUUACAAAGUUGUCCCAUGCUGGUGGCUAAGGGUUAUCCUGAUGUUGGUUGGAAUCCUAUUGAAGGGGAACGUUAUCUGCUUUUCUUACGAUUUGCAGUGUUUGUCAAUGGUGAAAGUGUUGAAGAAAAUGCAAGUGUUGUGGUGAAGUUGUUGAUUCGUCGUCCAGAGUGCUUUGGUCCUGCUCUGAGGGGUGAAGGAGGACAUGGCUUGUUAGCCGCAAUGAAAGAUGCGAUUGAAAUCUCAGAAGAUCCAUGCCGUGACCUCCCUCCAGCUGAAGUUAAGGAGGAUGGUAGUCAAGAGGAGGAUGAAGAAGUUGUGCACAUGGGUUAUUCUAUCAUGACCUUCUAUUCUGCUCUGAUUGAUCUUCUUGGCCGAUGUGCUCCAGAAAUGCAUCUAAUCCAAGCAGGUAAAGGUGAAGCUAUUCGAAUCCGAGCAAUACUCCGUUCCCUGGUGCCAACUAAGGAUCUGGUGGGCAUUAUUAGUAUUCCACUGAAAUUGCCAGUUGUUAACCAAGAUGGAACUAUUUCUGAGCCAUCUAUGUCUGGAAGUUUCUGUCCUGACCACAAGGCACCCAUGGUAUUGUUUCUGGAUCGUGUUUAUGGUAUUGAGGACCAAAGUUUCCUGCUUCAUUUGCUGGAAGUUGGAUUUUUACCUGAUUUAAGAGCAUCUGCCUCCCUUGAAUCAGCUGCUUUGAGCACAUCAGAGACAGCUCUUGCCCUUAAUAGAUAUAUCUGUUCAGCAGUCCUUCCUCUUCUCACCAGAUGUGCACCUCUAUUUGCUGGAACUGAGCACUUUGCCUCUGUGAUAGACUCCACCCUGCACACAAUUUACAGACUAUCAAAAGGACCUGGUCUUACCAAAGCCCAGAGGGAGUCAAUUGAAGAAUGUUUGCUGUCUAUCUGCCGGCACCUUCAACCUUCAAUGUUGCAACCACUCCUGCGUCGCUUUGUGUUUGAUGUUCCCAUUCUUAGUGAAUACAGUAAAAUGCCUUUAAAGCUUCUAGCCAGUCACUAUGAGCAAUGUUGGAAAUACUAUUGCUUGGCAUCAGGAUGGGGCAGUUAUGGAUGUGCAUCUGAAGAAGAAUUACAUCUCACUAAAAAGUUGUUCUGGGGAAUUUUUGAUUCACUCUCUACAAAGAAGUACAACCCUGAACUCUUUAAAAUUGCCUUGCCAUGCCUGAGUGCUAUUGGAGGGGCUCUGUCACCCGAUUAUGUGGAUUCCAGCUUUUCUGAUGUGUUGGAAAGGCAGAAUUCAGUGGAUGAAGAAGGCAACUUUGACCCAAAACCAAUCAACACUUCUAAUAUAUCAAUUCCAGAGAAGUUGGAGUAUAUUGUCAACAAAUAUGCAGAACAUCUACAUGAGAAGUGGGCUUUUGAAAAGAUACAAAAUGGGUGGACGUAUAGUGAUUCAAUCAAUGAAAAUAUGAAGACCCAUCCAUUACUGAGACCAUACAAAACUUUAACAGAAAGGGAAAAAGAAUUUUAUCGCUGGCCAGCCAAGGAAUCUUUUCGAGUUAUGCUGGCUUUGAAUUGGAACAUUGAAAGAACAAAAGAAAGUGAAGCCAUGAUCCAGCACCUGGAAAGUGAGAAAUUGCGCAAAGUUUCUCAGAAUUCAGGAGGAUACACCCCUGUUCCCGUUGACUUGUCUAAUACUUUGCUGUCCAGAGACAAUCAGGUAAUGACUGAGCUUAUGGCAGAAAAUUAUUAUAAUAUUUGGGCCAAGAAGAGAAAAGCAGAAUUAGAAAGUAAAGGUGGUGGCAGUCAAACUUCACUUAUGCCUUAUGAUACUUUGACUGCCAAGGAGAAAGCUCGAGAUCGUGACAAGGCUCAUGAACUCUUCAAGUUCCUCCAAGUGAAUGGCUAUGCAGUAUCCAGAGGCCUAAAGGAUAUGGAGUUGGAUUCCUCCUCUUUUGAGAAGCGAUUUGCUUAUAAAUUCUUAGUAAAGGUGCUACAAUGUGUCGACUCAGCUCAGGAGUUUAUUGCACAUUUAGAGGCUAUUGUCAGCAGUGGUAAAGCAGAUAAAUCUCCUCAUGAGCAGGAGAUAAAAUUUUUUGCCAAGAUUCUGCUCCCUUCUAUUGAUGAAUAUUUUAAGAACCACUGUAUGUACUUCUUAUCUUCUCCAACCAAGAGUCUGAGUGGCAGUGGAUAUGCAUCCAACAAGGAAAAGGAAAUGAUAGUAAGUAUUUUCUGCAAACUUGCUGCUCUCGUCAGACAUAGAAUCUCUCUCUUCGGCAGUGACUCUGGUACAAUGGUAAACUGUUUACACAUCUUGGCACGGACACUGGACCCAAGAACUGUUAUGAAGUCUGGAUCAGAGCUGGUGAAAGCUGGCCUCCGAUCCUUCUUUGAAAAUGCAGCAGAAGAUCUGGAAAAAACACUAGAAAAUCUGAAACUCGGAAAGUUCACACAUUCACGAUCUCAACUCAAGGGAGUUACCCAGAACAUCAAUUACACAACCGUCGCUCUGUUACCUGUGCUGACUUCAAUCUUUGACCACAUUAGUCAACAUCAAUUUGGAGUCGAUAUUAUCUUGGAUGAUGUUCAAGUGUCAUGUUAUCGAAUCCUGUGCAGCUUGUACACCUUGGGAACUGGGAAGAAUGUCUAUGUUGAAAGACAGCGGCCAGUUCUUGGAGAGUGUCUCGCUACACUUGCAGCAGCCAUGCCUGUAGCUUUUCUGGAACCUUCCAUCAACAUACACAAUACACAGUCGGUUUUCAAUACAAAAACACCUCGAGAACGAAUCAUUCUAGGCUUACCAGAUACAGUGGAGGAAGUGUGCCCAGAGAUGCCUCAACUAGAUGCACUAAUAAAGGAUAUCACUGAUAUGGCAGAAUCUGGAGCCAGAUAUACCGAAAUACCUCAUAUUAUUGAAGUUAUUUUGCCCAUGUCAUGUAAUUAUCUGUCGUACUGGUGGGAAAGAGGCCCAGAGAACCAACCCACUGGCAAUUGCUGUACUGUAGUCACUUCUGAACAUCUUAGUGUGACCUUGGGCAACAUCCUGAAAAUUUUGAACAAUAAUCUGGGCAUUGAUGAUGCUUCCUGGAUGAAGAGACUUGCAGUGUAUGCUCAGCCAAUCAUAAGCAAAGCUAAACCUGAAUUGUUGAAAAACCAAUUCAUACCAACCCUGGAGAAACUAAAGAAGAAAGUAAUAAAGGUUGUCUUGGAGGAAGAACAGAUGAAAGCAGAAGUCAAGUCAGAUACCCGAGAAACUGAGUUACUAAUUCUGGAUGAGUUUGCUGUUCUCUGUCGCGAUCUCUAUUCUUUCUAUCCAAUUUUGAUUCGCUACGUGGAUUACAACAGGCCAAGGUGGAUGAAGGAACCAGAUGCAGAUGCUGAUGAACUCUUCCAUAUGGUGGCUGAGAUAUUCAUCUAUUGGUGCAAAUCACAUAAUUUCAAGCGAGAGGAACAAAACUUUGUGAUUCAAAAUGAAAUUAACAACAUGGCUUUCCUGAUUGCAGAUAAUAAGAGCAAGAUGUCUAAGCAGUAUAAACAAGUUGGCCAAAAGGCUGAAGGGCAAUGCCAGGAAAGGAAAAAAAUAAAACGCAGAGGUGACUACUACUCAAUACGAACGUCCCUGAUUGUGGCUGCUUUUAAAAAACUGCUUCCGAUCGGUUUAAAUAUGUGCACUGCAGGAGACCAAGAAUUAAUCUCAUUGGCCAAACAGAGAUACAGUCUGAAAGACACAGAUGAAGAAGUUAAAGAAUUCCUUACAAAUAACAUGCAUUUGCAGGAUAAGUCUGAUGACCCAGCAGUUAAGUGGCAACUUAACCUAUAUAAAGAUAUUGCCAAGCCAGAAGAGAGGAUGGAUCCUCAGAAGAUUGUCGAGCGUCUGCAAAAGAUUUCAGCUGCUAUAUUCCAUUUGGAACAGGUGGAGCAACCAUUACGGUCAAAGAAAACGGGGUGGCACAAGCUGUUGUCCAAGCAACGUAAAAGAGCAGUUGUUGCCUGCUUCAGGAUGGCACCUCUGUAUAAUCUGCCAAGACACAAAAUUAACAUUUACUUCCUGAACUCCUAUCAACAUCUGUGGCUGGAAAAGCUAUAUAAGAACACUGACUUUGAGAGUCUUAUCGUCUAUUUGACGAAAUCUCCUAAAAUAUCAGAAGAAGAGGAAGAAGUAUCUGACAAGAAACCAGAUCCACUUCAUCAGCUUAUACUUCACUUCAGCCGUAGUGCCCUCACUGAAAGAAGUGCUAUUGAAGAUGACCCUUUGUACCUCGCGUAUGCAGACAUGAUGGCAAAGAGCUGCCAAGUUGCUGAGGAAGAGGAGGAAGAUGAAGAAAAAGAAAAAUCCUUUGAAGAAAAGGAAAUGGAGAAACAGAUGACGCUUUAUCAACAGGCAAGACUUCACCAGCGAGCAGCAGCUGAAAUGGUUUUGCAAGUGAUUAGUGCCAGUAAAGGUGUAUUAGGCAAGAUGGUGACAACAACUUUAAAGCUUGGUAUUGCUAUUCUGAAUGGUGGUAAUGCAGAUGUCCAGCGGAUAAUGUUGGACUAUUUGAAGGAGAAGAAGGAAAGUGGUUUUUUCAGAAGUCUGUCUGGAUUAAUGCGCUUUUGCAGCGUUCUUGACUUGAAUGCUUUUGAGAGGAAAAACAAAGCAGAAGGUUUGGGAAUGGUGACUGAAGAUGGAACACUUAUUGUUCGUGAAUAUGGUGACAAAGUAUUGCAGAAUGAUGAAUUUACUCGGGAUUUGUUUCGGUUUUUGCAACUGUUAUGUGAGGGACAUAACGAUGAUUUCCAGAAUUAUUUGAGAACUCAAAUAGGAAACACGACAACAGUGAAUAUUAUUAUCAGCACUGUUGACUACCUGCUACGCCUUCAGGAGUCAAUCAGUGAUUUCUAUUGGUAUUACUCAGGAAAAGAUGUCAUGGACGGACAAGGCCAGCGCAAUUUCUCAAAAGCAUUAGCUGUGGCGAAACAAAUCUUCAACUCACUUACUGAGUAUAUUCAGGGCCCUUGCAUUGGUAACCAGCAGAGUCUAGCCCACAGCAGGCUCUGGGAUGCAGUGGUUGGUUUCCUUCAUGUCUUUGCUAAUAUGCAAAUGAAGCUUUCUCAGGAUUCCAGCCAGAUUGAAUUGCUGAAACAAUUGUUGGAUCUCCAGAAGGAUAUGGUGGUGAUGCUGUUGUCACUGCUGGAAGGUAAUGUCGUAAAUGGAACAAUAGGCAAACAAAUGGUGGAUACGCUGGUUGAGUCUUCCAGCAAUGUGGAAAUGAUUCUGAAAUUCUUUGAUAUGUUUCUGAAAUUAAAAGAGAUAACCAAUUCUGAUACUUUCAAAGUCUAUGACCUAGAUAGUAAAGGAAUAAUGUCCAAAAAGGAAUUUCAGAAAGCUUUAGAGAGUCAGAAGAAAUACACACAACCUGAAAUAGAAUUUCUACUGUCUUGUGUUGAAGCUGAUGAAAAUGAUAUGUUUAACUACAUAGAUUUUAUUGAUCGAUUCCAUGAACCAGCCAAGGACAUUGGUUUUAACGUAGCUGUGUUACUGACCAACUUAUCUGAACAUAUGCCUAAUGACAGCCGCCUGGCGACCCUAUUACAACCAGCACAAAGUGUGCUCACAUACUUUGAACCCUAUUUAGGGCGCAUUGAGAUUAUGGGUGCUGCAAAGCGCAUAGAAAGGAUCUACUUUGAAAUCAGUGAAUCGAGUAGAACGCAAUGGGAGAAACCUCAAGUCAAAGAAUCCAAAAGGCAGUUUAUCUUCGAUGUUGUGAAUGAAGGAGGGGAAUCAGAAAAAAUGGAACUCUUUGUGAAUUUUUGUGAGGACACCAUAUUUGAAAUGCAACUAGCAUCUGAAAUCUCUGAGCCUGAUUCAGCCGAGCGAGCCGACGAUGAAGAAGAUGAACCUAAGCCGACUGAAGAGGAGAGCGAUGAAGAGGUUCUUGAAUCCUCGAGUGCUUUUGCAGCAGCGUAUCAUGAUUUCAAAACCAGAUUGUUUAAGUUUUUCAGCAUUUUUACAUUUAAAAAUAUCAGAAGGCAGUACAAAAAAAUUAAGAGGAUGACAACCAUGGAGUUACUAAUGGCAUUUUUCUCCUUUUUCUGGAUGUUGUUGACUAGCCUUGUGUUCUUUGUUUUCAAUGUGGUCCAAGGACUUUUCCAGAUUGUAUGGAGUGCUAUGUUUGGUGGUGGCUUAGUUGAAGGUGCCAAAAACAUCACUGUCACAGAUCUUUUAGCAAGUAUGCCUGAUCCAACACAACUUGGAAUUCAUGGAGAUGUGGCAGAGUCAGAAAGAGCUGAAAUUCCUGAGGCAAGUGUUAUCACAGAGCUUGAGACUGUAGUACAAGGUGAGAAAAAUGAAGCAGACAUGAUGCCAGAUAUAUUUGGUACAGGUACAAAAAAAGGAGGCAAAACAGCAAGCGAUAUGUACGGAGGUCUUGGUGAUGUCUCAGAAAUUAUGGGAGCAGACAGCUCUCCUAGUAUUGAGAAAGCAUUGCGGCAACAGAAGAAAGCACAGAUUGAACAAAAGAGUAAAGCUGAGAAUAAAGCAGAGGCUGAGAAGGCUGACACAGAGGAUGGUGAGAAGAAGGACAAAGCUAAAGAGGAGCAGCCAGUUGAAAGUGAGGGAAAAGAACAAAAGGAAAGGAAGCAACGCCGUGGACAGAAAAAGAAGCAGCCUGAGGCAUUCUUGGCAAAUUUCUGGGAGGGACUGGAAAUUUAUCAAACCAAGAUUCUGAAUUAUUUAGCCAGGAAUUUCUACAACCUGAGAUUGUUGGCUCUGUUUGUGGCAUUUGCUAUCAAUUUCAUUCUGCUCUUCUACAAGGUACUGCAAAGAGUGUGA